CACAUAACAGCAUCCAAAUAAACCAUACGAGUAGCCAGUAGCCAACAAACAAGAGCAACAGCUGUCCUGCUCACUACGUUCUCCGGUUAUGGAACGGUGGCUAGGUAAUCAGCUAAUCGCCGUCUUUUCCUUCACCUCUCUGUUUAAUUCAAUCCUGAUCGUCGGAUUUCAUCAUCAUCACCCGGACUGCACCCCCCUCAGGCGGCCAAAGGAGAAUAGGAUUGAAGGAACUUUCAAGAUUGCCCUGUUUGCUGACUUACAUUUCGGAGAAGACGCUUGGACUGAUUGGGGACCGCAGCAAGACGUUAACUCCGUCAAAGUCAUGUCCACUGUACUUGACCAUGAAACACCAGAUUUUGUAGUAUAUCUGGGAGAUGUCGUUACGGCCAACAAUAUUCCAAUUGCAAAUGCAAGUUUGUACUGGGAUCAAGCAAUCUCUCCGACAAGGGAGAGGGGUAUACCUUGGUCUAGUGUUUUCGGGAACCAUGAUGAUGCAUCAUUUGAGUGGCCGAUGGAGUGGUUUUCAUCCCCAGGAAUUCCACCUGUUCAUUGCCCUGCAACUAAUAAGUCACAUUCAGGGGAGGAAUCCUGUAGCUUCAGGGGCACACAGCGGAUAGAGCUGAUGAAGAACGAGAUUAAGCAUAAUAGCUUAUCAUUUUCUAAAACAGGUCCUAAAGAUCUAUGGCCAAGUGUAUCCAACUAUGUCCUCCAAGUUGCAUCCUCCAGUGAUCCAACAGCGAAAGUUGUGAUGAUGUAUUUUCUAGACUCUGGUGGCGGUUCCUAUCCUGAAGUUAUAUCAAGUGCCCAAGCAAAAUGGCUCCAGCAUAAAUCUGAAGAGAUAAACCCUGAUUCAAGAGUUCCUGAGAUUGUCUUUUGGCAUAUACCAAGUAAAGCAUAUAAGAAAGUAGCUCCUAGGUUUUGGAUACACAAGCCUUGUGUGGGCUCCAUUAACUUGGAACAUGUUGCUGCUCAAGAAGCUGAAUAUGGAAAAAGAAGUCUACAAAACAAGGAAGUCAAUAUAUCUAAUAAGAUAGUUUCAAGAAGUUGCAGUAGGGUCCAAAUGAUGCAUGUGCUAUGUGUGGCAGUAUUUGUAGGACACAACCAUGGACUAGACUGGUGCUGCCCUUAUAGCAAGCUAUGGCUGUGCUAUGCUAGGCAUACUGGUUAUGGAGGCUAUGGGAAUUGGCCUAGAGGAGCUAGAAUAGUGGAGGUUAACGAGCGGCCCUUCUCGAUCAAGUCAUGGAUAAGGAUGGAAGAUGGCAGUGUACACAGUGAAGUUCUCUUGAGCUCUUGACAGGUUUCUUCUGCAAUUUAGCUGUAAAGGGUAAGUACAACACUCAAGUGGAAAAGAAGAAUAGAUGUGUAAAUGUUUAUCUUGUACAAAUCUGCUAGUAGUGAUUCUCCAAUUGCAUUGUCAGUUAAAUUAUAAGUUAAUAAAGGAGAAGACCAAUUAUUUUUGCUUA
Molecule: messenger RNA, 1463 nt
Organism: Ricinus communis (castor bean)
Lineage: Eukaryota; Viridiplantae; Streptophyta; Magnoliopsida; Malpighiales; Euphorbiaceae
Product: probable inactive purple acid phosphatase 16
Exons: 6
Coding region: 89-1294 (401 amino acids)
Cellular component (GO): cytoplasm
Molecular function (GO): hydrolase activity, acting on ester bonds
Source: RefSeq, a predicted model, not a curated record